AGAACCAUUCUCACUACUGUUUUCUACGUAACGGUAUCAUAAUGUCAGGAAGAGGCAAAGGAGGUAAAGGACUCGGAAAAGGAGGCGCCAAGCGUCAUCGCAAGGUUCUCCGUGAUAACAUCCAGGGCAUCACCAAGCCCGCCAUCCGCCGCCUGGCUCGCCGAGGUGGCGUGAAACGUAUUUCAGGCUUGAUCUACGAAGAGACACGCGGUGUGCUGAAGGUGUUCUUGGAGAACGUCAUCCGUGAUGCCGUGACCUACACCGAGCACGCUAAAAGGAAGACCGUGACCGCCAUGGACGUGGUCUACGCUCUGAAGCGCCAGGGACGUACUCUGUACGGUUUCGGCGGUUAAAUCAACAUCAAGUUAACAAAUCGAGGUUCAACACAAAGGCUCUUUUAAGGGCCACCCACAUGUUAUGCAUCAGAGACUUUAUUUCCAUAUUCCGGGUGUUGAGUGUCUAAAUUGAGUGGAGCCUUGUGAAACGAAUUGUAUAUCAUCUAUUUAUCCUAGGUGAAUAAAACUCAAUGAACAAUACUGAGUUGAUGAGUUUACUUUCGUCCCCCAGUUUUAGGCGCAUUUGAACUCUGUUUCAAUGUCAGUCUAGGCUAGA
Messenger RNA from Osmerus eperlanus (European smelt), 612 nucleotides. RefSeq names its product histone H4. Gene Ontology annotation, biological process: nucleosome assembly. NCBI's taxonomy places the organism in Eukaryota, Metazoa, Chordata, Actinopteri, Osmeriformes, Osmeridae. Gene Ontology annotation, cellular component: nucleosome. Bases 42 to 353 code for a protein of 103 amino acids. The record is from RefSeq and is a predicted model, not a curated record. The transcript has a single exon. Gene Ontology annotation, molecular function: protein heterodimerization activity; structural constituent of chromatin; DNA binding.